Molecule: messenger RNA, 751 nt
Organism: Cryptotermes secundus
Lineage: Eukaryota; Metazoa; Arthropoda; Insecta; Blattodea; Kalotermitidae
Product: MIEF1 upstream open reading frame protein
Exons: 3
Coding region: 160-630 (156 amino acids)
Biological process (GO): translational termination
Cellular component (GO): mitochondrion
Molecular function (GO): translation release factor activity
Source: RefSeq, a predicted model, not a curated record
AUAAGGACUACUUUGUCAACAGAGUAAGAAAAGAGUUUAAGCAAGCUAAAGAUAUUGAAAAAGCAGAAGACAUCAAAUUUUAUUUUCAAAGGGGACUUGCACUGCUGAAAAACAAGCGUGUAGUAUAAUGAAUUAAAUUAUUAACAUAACUUGGAAGCCAUGUCUAUGCUGGCUCGCAUAUAUUUUCAGCAACAACCGUCAUUUCUGUUGCACCUAUCAUCAGUAAAAAUUAAUGUAUCAGAAUGCAUUAAUAUUAGUGUACGUAAUAAACACAAACUAGACUACUCUAGAGUUCCCAAGCUGAAAGAAGAAGAUUUAGAUGAGCAGUUUGUUAGAGGCACUGGACCUGGAGGCCAGGCAGUCAACAAGACCAACAACUGUGUCGUGCUUGUUCACAAACCCACAGCAGGUAUUGCAGUAAAAUGUCACAAAUCCCGGUUGCAAGAAGAAAAUAGAAAACUUGCAAGAAAUACUCUAAUUACAAAAUUAGACAAUUUUCUGAAUGGCGAAUUAAGUAUUGAAGCACAAGAAAGAGCUGUUAUGAUUAAAAAAAGUAAAGAGAAGAGUCGUCGACAGCAGAAGCUUGCAGAGUUGAAGGCAAAAUGGAAGGAGAAAGAAGGACUUACAUGACUAUGUUACAUAAGAAAGUAAUGUGAAAAUGCUAAUUAAUUUCUGUUGUGGCUAUGAUUAUGUUGUGUACAUACAAAUAUUUUCUUUAAAUAAAAUAUAAACCCAUAAUAAUUAAUGUUAA